Molecule: messenger RNA, 840 nt
Organism: Nasonia vitripennis (jewel wasp)
Lineage: Eukaryota; Metazoa; Arthropoda; Insecta; Hymenoptera; Pteromalidae
Product: neuropeptide-like 4
Exons: 2
Coding region: 336-560 (74 amino acids)
Source: RefSeq, a predicted model, not a curated record
GCGGCAUAACAACUUUUCGCCUCUCGAGAGCUCUUGAGAGACGACAAGUCCUGUUUGAUUAUAAAGCGGCCCGGCUAUAUUUAUAUACGCGCGUACGUAGCCGGAGCGCACGCAUCUCGCGCAUGAAAACGAAAGCAGAGUAAAAAGGCGUAAACUUUGAGUUUUUUCUGGUAGCUCCAGGUCCGUAUUAUCCCGGCGCAAGGGAAACGCGAGCAAAACGAAGAGCCGCAACAGCGGCUCGCCGCGCUCGCGGAAUCGUAUAAAAGGACGGGGCUCUCCAGGGAUCGACAUACUGUUCUCUCAUCGAGCACCAGUGACCAACCUCCUCAUUCAAGAUGUUCAAGCUGUUCGUCUUCUGCGCCAUCCUGGCCUUCGCCGCUGCCAACCCAGCCCCGGCCCCAGCACCAGCACCCGAGCCGAAACCAGGCGCGAUCCUGGCUGCGCCCUACACCGCCGGCUACAUCGCACCCAUCAACUACGGAUCCGCCUACUACCCGUCUCUCUACAGCUCGUACUCGAGCUACAGCGCCCUGCCAUACUACAGGAGCUAUUACUACUAGACGACUCUGCCGUCUCCUAGUAAUGCGAGCUGAAGAUCGAGGGAGAGGAUCGCCGGGGCACCGACUGCUCCUGACACUCCUGUCACCAUCUUCGGGAGCGACAUGGAGCUGCUCGGAGAACCGCCGCUCCGAUCUCGUUUUGGAAUGUCAAAAACACUUUUCAAAGCCACACGCACGCACACCCAAGCCUCAACACCGAUUAACACUCGCCGCUUCACUGCGGCAGCUCUCGUUCAAAUCGAUCAGCAAUAAAAUUGCAUUCAGCUAAUGUUAUGGAAAA